GUGGCCAUCGCUGGAUCGCUAGCGGCCGAAAUGAAGUUCAAUCCCUUUGUGACCUCUGACCGAAGCAAGAACCGGAAAAGGCAUUUCAAUGCGCCUUCCCACAUUCGCAGGAAUAUUAUGUCUUCCCCUCUUUCUAAAGAGCUGAGACAGAAGUACAAUGUCCGAUCCAUGCCCAUCCGGAAGGAUGAUGAAGUUCAGGUUGUACGAGGGCACUACAAAGGGCAGCAAAUUGGCAAAGUAGUCCAGGUUUACAGGAAGAAGUAUGUCAUCUACAUUGAACGAGUGCAGCGGGAGAAGGCUAAUGGCACAACUGUCCAUGUGGGCAUUCACCCCAGCAAGGUGGUUAUCACCAGACUAAAACUGGACAAAGACCGCAAAAAGAUCCUCGAACGUAAAGCCAAAUCUCGCCAAGUAGGAAAAGAAAAGGGCAACUAUAAGGAAGAAACAAUUGAGAAGAUGCAGGAAUGA
Messenger RNA from Eubalaena glacialis (North Atlantic right whale), 468 nucleotides. RefSeq names its product large ribosomal subunit protein uL24-like. The coding region runs from base 31 to 468 and encodes 145 amino acids. Gene Ontology annotation, biological process: ribosomal large subunit biogenesis; cytoplasmic translation. Gene Ontology annotation, molecular function: structural constituent of ribosome; RNA binding. The record is from RefSeq and is a predicted model, not a curated record. The transcript has a single exon. Gene Ontology annotation, cellular component: cytosolic large ribosomal subunit; ribosome. Lineage: Eukaryota; Metazoa; Chordata; Mammalia; Artiodactyla; Balaenidae.